Molecule: messenger RNA, 1449 nt
Organism: Rattus norvegicus (Norway rat)
Lineage: Eukaryota; Metazoa; Chordata; Mammalia; Rodentia; Muridae
Source: RefSeq, a predicted model, not a curated record
GCCCCCAAAUAUUCUUUGUUUGCUCUGGACCACUUGACGCUACCUGCCAGAAAAGGAUCAAUAAUGUUUGUCUCUUGCUAGAGGAAUAUGCAGCUCUGUAGUUUUAUUUAGACAGACUAUUGGCAGGGAUAUACAUCAGAGGAAACCAAAAGCCAGAUGGAAUAGUUCCUGAAUGAAAUUUUAUUCCUGUUCGCAAUUAUUUCGAAGGGGGAUACCCUCUGGAUCAGAAUUAAAAUGCUCUGGUUUCAAGGAAAUAGCCUGCAGAUUGCCAGAUCCUCCUUUGGACUCUUGAGAAAUCUCUCUGCCUCUAACACGGCUCUGCCUGUGCUGACCUUAUUCACAAAGCACCCAUGCCCCCUAUGUGAUGAAGCUAAAGAAGUGCUCCAGCCUUAUAAAAACAGGGCAGCGUCCCAGCUGGGACACAUCUUGUUUCAUCGGGAACAGAGCAGAGCCCUGCUGCUGAAUGGAGCAGGUGUAACUAUGAAAACCAGAAUGUAGAGUCCAGUGUAAUGAAACCAGUCGGGCUUUGUAAAUUUAAGCCAUUCAAACAGUCGGGCUCAGCAUAUCGCUGCAGCUGUAGCAUUGCUCCAUGAUCCGAGAGGUGGAGUGCUUUAACCUAUCCAUGUUUUAGUUUAUUUUACAGGAGGUGGACAUCACACUUCCCGAAAAUUCUACUUGGUAUGAAAGGUAUAAAUUUGACAUCCCCGUCUUCCAUUUGAAUGGCCAGUUUCUGAUGAAGCACCGAGUAAAUACCUCAAAGCUUGAAACACAGCUUCUGAAACUUGAGCAGCAGGUGCUGGAGACAAACUGAUGUCUUCUGAUUGAUGCAAGUCCUCGGAUGAGGCGUUUCCUUACAGGCAUCCUGUGAACUAAGAAGAACACAUUGUAGAGCGAGGGAAGCUGUAGGAAUGAAGAAGUCUAUUUGUUGAGUCAAUCUUUCCCCUUUGCGACCGUGGAUGCACCUCUCCUGCACGGGACAGUACCCUGAUAGGAAGCAGGCUCUGCAGUCCGGCUGCCAAGCAGCCCUGGAACCCAACGUCAUGGAGUAAAUGCUCUUACACCAUUAAAGUGGAUUGUGAAUUGUUAAUAGCUGUGCAUAGUUGAGAAAGGGAUGUUUUAAUGAACACAUCUGCAUGUAGCCUAUUUCAGUGGAAUUUAAUAAUACCUGUUUAAAAUUAGCGUUCACUUUUGUUAAGUAGAAUAGAAUAAUUGUCCUAGCCAAAAAGGCUUCACUUCAGAAAGACAAAAGAGGCUUAAACCUACAGACGGUGUAAGCAGACUCAGCUGCACGUCAUCAUGGGAUUGAUUUGUAAUGUUGAGGACAGCAUUGAGUUAUCAUCCGUUAACUCAACUAAUUGUAAAUAGUAACUUUGUCAAAUUUUUGAAUCUUAGAAAAAUUCAUUUUAAUCAUAACUGAACAUAUCUAAGCAUAAAGUAUCAUAUAAAGUA